AUGGACGCCGCUCAAAUGCAAAGCGAGUUGGAUCGAGCUAACAAGAAACUGGAUAGGUUAGAGGAAUUGAGGGAUGGAAAGAAGAAAGAAACUGUUUCGAAAAUUUCUGAAAAGAGUGUUCUGGAGAAAAAGGCUAUUCCUAUUCAAAAUCAAAAGGAAACCGUUGAUAAUGAAACAAAAGUCAAUGAAACAAAAGUCAAUGAAACAAAGGUCAAUGAAACAAAAGUCAAUGAAACAAAGGUCAAUGAAACAAAGGUCAAUGAAUUGCCAAAAUCUGGUACUGCUGACAACCAAAAAGUGAAACAGAUGCCAGAUUACAAAGCAAUGACGAAGCUUGAAUUAACGAAAAUGUUGUCAAAGUACGGAGUGAAGCCGGGAAAGCGGGAAGACAUGAUUAGUAUGCUCACAAAUAUCUGGUAUUCGUUAGCAAAUUCUGCAACGCAAGAAUACGCUUCUGCGACAGAUGAUGAUGAUAUCUCGUCUUCAUCAUCCGACGAAUGUGUUGAUGGAGGAGAUCAAUCUGCAGACUUUUGGAACAAGUUAGGCUUCAGUGAAGAGCCACACGAAAAUGUAGACGAACGGCUAUAUAAAUUCUUCAUAGAAAACGACGAGUUGUAUAACAAAAUACUCAAAUAUGAACCGCUGAACUUUCAGGCCAUAUUUUCAUUACUGGUAGUAUCGAAAGUGAAAUGCAAUGAGAAGCAACUGAAGGACUUUCUCGAUGGACAGGGUAUAAUAUUUAUAUUGAAUCGGACUAAUAAGACGAAUCCAAUGAGAGGAAUGAGAGGACGUGGCCGGGGUAGGCGAGGAGCAUGGAGAUAUAUUUAA
Messenger RNA from Paraglomus brasilianum, 828 nucleotides. Lineage: Eukaryota; Fungi; Glomeromycota; Glomeromycetes; Paraglomerales; Paraglomeraceae. The record is from the annotation of a GenBank genome assembly.